AUGUCCCGGCCAGCAUGGUCGUCUCUCAUCCGGCCAGCAUGGUCGUCUCUCAUCCGGCCAGCAUGGUCGUCUCUCAUCCGGCCAGCAUGGUCGUCUCCCAUCCGGCCAGCAUGGUCGUCUCCCAUCCGGCCAGCAUGGUCGUCUCUCAUCCGGCCAGCAUGGUCGUCUCUCAUCCGGCCAGCAUUGUCGUCUCUCAUCCGGCCAGCAUGGUCGUCUCUCAUCCGGCCAGCAUUGUCGUCUCUCAUCCGGCCAGUAUGGUCGUCUCCCAUCCGGCCAGCAUGGUCGUCUCUCAUCCGGCCAGCAUGGUCGUCUCUCAUCCGGCCAGCAUGGUCGUCUCUCAUCCGGCCGGCAUGGUCGUCUCUCAUCCGGCCAGCAUGGUCGUCUCUCAUCCGGCCAGCAUGGUCGUCUCUCAUCCGGCCAGCAUGGUCGUCUCUCAUCCGGCCGGCAUGGUCGUCUCUCAUCCGGCCAGCAUGGUCGUCUCUCAUCCGGCCAGCAUGGUCGUCUCUCAUCCGGCCAGCAUGGUCGUCUCUCAUCCGGCCGGCAUGGUCGUCUCUCAUCCGGCCAGCAUGGUCGUCUCUCAUCCGGCCAGCAUGGUCGUCUCUCAUCCGGCCAGCAUUGUCGUCUCUCAUCCGGCCAGCAUGGUCGUCUCUCAUCCGGCCAGCAUGGUCGUCUCUCAUCCGGCCCUUAUGGUCGUCUCUCAUCCGGCCAGCAUGGUCGUCUCUCAUCCGGCCAGCAUGGUCGUCUCUCAUCCGGCCAGCAUGGUCGUCUCUCAUCCGGCCAGCAUGGUCGUCUCUCAUCCGGCCAGCAUGGUCGUCUCUCAUCCGGCCAGCAUGGUCGUCUCUCAUCCGGCCAGCAUGGUCGUCUCUCAUCCGGACGGCAUGGUCGUCUCUCAUCCGGACGGUAGAGUCCAUCAUCUGA
This is a messenger RNA of Procambarus clarkii (red swamp crayfish), 918 nucleotides long. RefSeq names its product mucin-2-like. NCBI's taxonomy places the organism in Eukaryota, Metazoa, Arthropoda, Malacostraca, Decapoda, Cambaridae. The record is from RefSeq and is a predicted model, not a curated record.